Molecule: messenger RNA, 2913 nt
Organism: Pomacea canaliculata
Lineage: Eukaryota; Metazoa; Mollusca; Gastropoda; Architaenioglossa; Ampullariidae
Exons: 4
Coding region: 608-2899 (763 amino acids)
Source: RefSeq, a predicted model, not a curated record
GGUGAAGCUAGAGUAGGAGCAAAGGGUUUAUGGUUGAAAAUGUUUUUAAUGGUAUAAACUACACAAGCACCGACUUCUGUGAAGUUUGUAUACACGUGGCAGUGUCAAAGUUCCAUAUAAUUGCAUCGUCAGCGUUUUCUCAAUUUUUCUACCUGAGACUGCGUACAGCCAAACAGCGAUUUCUGCGGACGUGAGCAUAUAAGUUUCGAGUAAAAACGGUCUACGUUCACUUCUCAGGGACACCCACAACCUUACCUGUGGCUGAACACUAUUGGGAGAAGCCACCCAUCGUCAACAGAAGCUGCAGGUGAAAAGGACAGGGUUAACGACUCAUUCCAGCAUAUCUAUGUCGACGUGAGAAGUACCGAAGACAGUGAAAAGACAGCUUUGUGGUGAAGAUAGAGAGGAAAGAAUACUGAGGGACACGGGUGGGUAGCCAAGAACGUCCUCCCCUGUUUGCUAUGCUGACACCUCUCCGCUCCAGUGAAACUCACAUUAACUCUGACCUCACAACCAAGUGGUUCCAAAAUCUUGCAGGCGAGGGGUUCGGUGAAACACCUGAGGCAUUUUGACUGCUUGUCUAACCACCAGCAGAUACACACCAAACAUGUCAAGUCCAGAAUACGAAUUUUAUUCAAGUGUCGACGCUCAGUACGCAGAGCUGAUGGAGAGUAAUAUCAUCCCUGAAGAAGAAACUGUAUCUAAACCUUAUGCCCUCAGGUUGAGACAGCUUAAUGAACGAUCCAUAUAUGCAGGUAUUGUUUCAGACGAUGACUCUGAUGACAUAAAACUCUCCAGUGGCGAAGAAUACAUACCAGAUUCAGACGAAGAUGAUGAGGAACCACCGAAACCCAAGUCGUCUCAAGAAAAGCCGACACAAACUCGACAGCGUGUAAAAGUAAAUAGAGGUACACGAUAUUGUAGCAACAGAAAAAGGUUUCAUCUGCAGAAUGUCUUUGAUGCUGCAAGUGAUGAUGAUUGCGAUCCAGAAUCUGAACAGGAAAAAGAUUAUCUUGGUCCACGAACGACAAUGCCACCUAAGAAAAAGAAGCCAACGAGAGCUCAACAGUGUACAGAAGAAAAUGGAGAAAGAUGGUUUCAUCUGCAGAAACAUGAUGUCUUUGACUUUUCAAGUGGCGAUGACUGCAAACAGGAAUCUGAAGAGGAGAAUGGUGACGACGACGAGGAGGUUGGUCGACAAAAUUCAAUCUUUAUGAAAGAAAAACCGAGAAUAUGUCGAGAAAAAAGAGAAACUAAGCACAACGAUCUCCCGAGGAAAAAACUCCGUCUUCAGGAUGAGAACACAGAAGAAACAGAUUCGCUUGAGAACCAGACUUCGUUUCCGCCAUACGGCACUCUCAACUACCCAUCCGAGACCCAAACUGUAACUCAACACAAAAUAUCGCAGAAAGAAAAACAAUCAGAAGAACAGAAUACGACAUAUGAGCCUGUAGUUCAACACCAAGACUCGCAAGAAAAGCAGUCGGAGGGUGAGGACAUCACACAGGACGCCGACUUUCCGCCUCACAUUCGAGCUCCUUCGAUAAACAACGAAGACAGCCACAGACAACAGUGUUGUCCAUUCUGCCAUGGACCAUACAACAAACUUCCGAGCCAGUUCUACGAUCCAUCCGAGAAACAAUCUGCAACUCAGCAUCGAAACUGGCGAAAAGAUAAACAGUUGGGAGCUCAGGACUCCACCUACAACCCUGUAACUCGUCCUCGAAAUAACUCACAGAUAGAAAAUCAGUCGGAAGAGCAGGACACCAUACACGAUCCUGCUGUUUCGUCUAAAAUCAGGGUUCUAUCAACAAACAAUGAAGAUGGUCGCUCGUUUGACAAAAAGCAGUAUUGCCCUUUCUGCCUGAAGUCAUACUGUAAACUUCCACCGCACCUGGAGGCAAUGCACUCGGAGGAAAGGGAAGUGGCUAUUCUUCUUUCCUUGCCCAAACGACUGAAGCGUGAGCGAAAAAUGCAGCUUCAGCGUCUUAGAAAUCUUGGUAAUUAUAAGCACAAUAACCAAGUGAUAAGAGAACAACAGGGAGAUUUUAUAGUAGUAUAUAGACCGAGAGAAAACGUUUCGUAUACAAACUACCUCCCGUGCGUGCAUUGCCUUGGAUUCUAUGUUAGAACCGACCUCUACCGACACACACGAGAGUGCAAACUCAAACGCCAGAAAGCUGCGAGGUACAGUAGGGUCCAAGAAGCCGCCCGACUGCUCCUUGAUGUCCCUUUCGAGGCAUGCGAAGGUCUCCGGAGAGUCCUGUCCAAAAUUUCUAUGGACGGCAUCUCAGUGAUUGUCAAAGGGGACAGACUAAUAAUAAGCUAUGGUCAGAAACUCUUCAUGAGGUACGGCCACAACAAAGAUCAACAUGAACUUAUCAGGCGAAGGCUUCGGGACCUUGCUCGACUUCUGCGCGGGUUGCGGAAGACUCACGGCAAUGGCAAAAUUCUGUCUGACUUCAUGGCGCCCAAAUAUUUCAAAGCCAUAUGUAGCGAGAUCAAGAACAUCGCCAGCUUCGACGAGACUAGCAACACGUUUGGGGCGCCAUCAGCUGCGGAAAGAAUCGGACUGGCCGUGAAAGAAGCUGCGAGAAUACUGCAAUCGAAGGGUCUCCAAAACGGCGAGGACGAGUUAUUCAAGCAAGUGUCUGGUCUCCUCACGUGCUUUGAUAACGAGUGGAAGGACGAGGUUGGUGUCCACACGCGACGUACAUACAAAGAACGACACAGAAAUAAAAUGCUCGUGUUGCCUGUCACAGCAGACGUGCAAAAAUUAGCAAGGUACGUGGAGAAGGAAGGAAACGCGGCUUACCAAAAUCUCAUCAAGAACAAAGAAGAUUCCAGCGCCUACCGAAAGCUGAGAGACUGCAUUCUCGUCAGCCUCAUGACCGUUUAAUCGUCGCCGACAAG